Molecule: messenger RNA, 1682 nt
Organism: Aspergillus steynii IBT 23096
Lineage: Eukaryota; Fungi; Ascomycota; Eurotiomycetes; Eurotiales; Aspergillaceae
Product: tRNA-specific adenosine deaminase
Exons: 3
Coding region: 11-1594 (527 amino acids)
Biological process (GO): tRNA wobble adenosine to inosine editing
Molecular function (GO): tRNA-specific adenosine-37 deaminase activity; RNA binding
Source: RefSeq, a predicted model, not a curated record
GGUAUUCUUUAUGGAGAACCCAGAUCCGAGUCGGUCAUUGCCGUCUCGUAUAGCGUCUCUGGUUCAUGGUCAUUUUGAUGGCUUGCCUAGCCGCAGUAAGCCGACGGUGCGGUCUGAUGGGACGAAGGAGUGGAUUCCCAUGUCGGGAAUCGUGAUAGUGAAAGGAGAAAACACACCCUCGGAAAAGCUGACCUGCGUGGCUGUCACUUCCGGAGCGAAGUGUCUCUCUGCAUCUCAAGUCCCCAAUGGUAAAGGUCUCGUGCUGCAUGACUGGCACGCGGAGAUCUUAGCCCUGAGGGCAUUCAAUUACUGGCUUCUCUCUGAAUCUCGCAGCGUUCUGGCGAAUGAACGACAUCAAGGCGACCCCUCAGAUGAGAACACAGAACCAUCUAUUUCAACAUCAUCCCCUUAUAUCCGUCGCAGACAACGACCGCAACACCCAAAUGAACAUCCCUCACCCCCAUUUGAGCUGCAACCCGACAUCACAAUUUACAUGUAUUGCACCUGCGCUCCCUGCGGCGACGCCAGCAUGGAGCUCUGCAUGGCUGCACAAGACGACCCUACGCCAUGGGAGGUCAAGAGCCCUAGAAACAAGGACACCAUGAACCCGACCGACUCCCACAAUCACGAACAAGAUCAGGAGCCCAAGCUCCUUGACGGACGAGGCUAUUUCUCCCGUUUAGGCAUCGUCCGUCGCAAGCCGGCUCGCGCAGACGCCGAUGCCACCAUGAGCAAAUCCUGCUCGGACAAGCUAUCCCUCAGACAGAUCUCGUCGCUGCUGUCCUUCGAGACAAGUCUUCUCGUUGCACCGACUGAGUCGGCGUAUCUGGCCGGUGUCAUUCUCCCUGAAAGGGAAAUCAGCGAUGUUGCCUGCUUGCGGGCGUUCAGUGACCAGGGCAGAUUGAAGGAGUUGAAGGGCCGGUCGUGGCCACUUGGGGGUUGUGAUGAUGCUGAGUCCAACAUGUACGGAUACCGGUUCCGUCCGUUUCAGGUUCUUUCGAUACCUGAUGGCCAGUACGAUUCGCUUUGGAAGUUUGGGAAGACCCAGGCCGGGUCUUCUGAUGAGGUCGAAGUGCAAGAGAAAUGCAAGCCGGCAACCGUCUCGGCGCUUUGGGUGGCAGCACCGUCUGUUUCAAGUCCAGGGCUGUCACCAGUGGUAGACACCAGUGUGAAAUCGCUUCCCGUCCUUCGAGGGUCCAAAACGGGUGUCUACGAGAAUAUCAUCAGUGGCGUGAAGCAAGGGAAUAAGGCCUCGGCUCCUCAGGCCCGGGGAGCGUCUGCACUGUCCCGUGCAAAACUAUGGGGAAUCUGGAGAGAGAUUGUCCGGAUUUCUUAUCCCGAGACUGUUGACGAAGAAGGAAAUGCGAACAACCCAGAAGAGAAUUUAGAGAAGCUAGCUGCCCCCACGGCGAUUGUCGAGGCUGCUACGUAUCGGGAAUUUAAAAAGGCCCCCGUCACAGAGAUGGCGGCCAUUGCGGCGCGGAAAUCAGCGAUACAGGAGGCAAAGAGAGUCUUGGGUGGCUGGGUCGCCAAUGUAGAUGAUGCGGACUGGGGAUUAGAUGUUCUGGUUGAUCCCAAGAAGCGAAAGCGUUGAGGCUGAGGGAAUAUAUCGAGGCUAUAUGAUUUAAUGGUUCUAUUAUGCGUUAUGAGUUGGCUAUUAAGAAAUUAAAUACCCAUGUGCU